Molecule: messenger RNA, 3165 nt
Organism: Argentina anserina (silverweed cinquefoil)
Lineage: Eukaryota; Viridiplantae; Streptophyta; Magnoliopsida; Rosales; Rosaceae
Exons: 6
Coding region: 1-3165 (1054 amino acids)
Molecular function (GO): zinc ion binding; nucleic acid binding
Source: RefSeq, a predicted model, not a curated record
AUGUAUGGUUUGAGCCAAGAUUACUGGCAUCCUCAACAUCUCAUGGACAUUGCUCGUGGAGUGGGUACGCCCUUGCAGUUGGACAAGGCUACCAAGGAGUGUGAGUUCGGUUACUAUGCUCGUAUGCUAGUAGAUGUUGAUCUUGCAAACGAACUGCCGUCUUCGCUCAUGGUCGAGCGUGAGGCACAUUGUUUUCCUAUUGAGAUUGUUUAUGAGAAUAUAUGCACUCAUUGUGGUAUGGUUGGGCAUAUGGCCGAUCGUUGUAGACAAUUACAAGGUGAUCCAAAGCCUCGUCAUUCUGAGAAGCCGAUUUUGAAACCGAAGGUCCGACAAGAAUACAGAGUAAAAGAGAAGGUUUCAAAUGAUCAAAGUAUAGAGACUCAACCAUCAGUUAGUCCAACUGAAAUUAAUGGUACGGUACCAUCACAUACAGAAACAUGUACAGUGAUAGCAGAAGUUGAUCAAGGGAUGAAUUUUGAGUCGAGAGACAUUGAUGAAGAGAGAACUAUUGAAGACAAUGGGAGAGACAUUGAUGAAGGGAGAACUAUUAAAUACAAUAGGAGAGCUAGUACUCCAGAUGAUAGAGCUUCGGUUCCAAGGCCAUGUACUCAUACUUCUAGUGAAAAUCUAUUUGUCACUCUAGCUCAUGAGGCUAUUGUGGGGGCUGCUAAUGAAUUAAUUGAGCAAUUGGCAGACCAAGUGUUCCAGGGACCAAAUGCUCAGACCCUUGAUGUAGAGAACUCAAUGGUGGUUACCAAUGAGGCUUUAGAUGAUGUUGAGGGCUUAUUCCCCACCCCCUCAACGAGGACAGAGGACAAUGCAACUGUGGUUCGUGAGCCGGAGGAUGCUAUAGACCAGCAGCUCAUAAUUUCUUGCGGUUUGGAGAAUGUUAAUUGUAUUUUGACUUGGGUUUAUGCAAGAACUAUGGUAACAGAGCGUUGCUGGCUUUGGAAUGAUCUGCUUCAUGUUAAAAAUGCAUUUGUUCAGGGACCCUGGAUAGUGUUGGGUGACUUUAAUUGUGUCUUGGGUGCUCAUGAAAAACGAGGUGGAAUUCUUCCCAAUGUCGUUUCAUGUUCAGACUUUCAGGACAUGUCAACUAAUUAUGAGUUGGUUCAUCUUCCUACUAAAGGAUUGCCUUAUACCUGGACAAAUAGAAGGGGUAUUGGUGCAAGUGUUGAAAUGAGGGUUGAUCGGUGUCUUAGCAAUUUCUCUUGGAUGGAUGUUUGGCGCAAUUUGGAGUGCACUACUUUUCCUCAUUUUCCCUCAUAUCAUUGUCCUCUUUUAGUGUCCUUUUCAAAGCUUAUACCUAACCAAAUAUCACUAUUUCGGUUCCAUCGCAUGUGGCUAGAUCAUCCAAGUUUUCUUUCUUUGGUGAAGAAGGUUUGGCAGAGUUUUCAUUUCUAUGGUAAUCCAAUGUUUGUUUUGGCUUCCAAACUGCAGACUCUUAAACAACAGAUUCGGUUUGAUCCUUCUGAUGACUUGCUUUCCAAGGAGAGUGUUGUCAGUGCUCAAGUUCAUGAGGCUCUUUUGCUUCAAGAGAAAUUUUUAUGUGAUAAAUCAAGGAUAAAAUGGCUUACUGAAGGUGACCGAAACUCUUCUUUCUUCCAUGCAAUAGUUAAAGUCCGGCAUCUUAAACAUUCAUUAUCAUCUAUGAGAGAUGGAAACAGUAUUAUUGAUGACCCAAAAGAGAUUAGUGAUCAUGUGUUAAAUUAUUUCAAUGACAUCUUCACAGCAGAUUCUUUUGUAAGAGACACUGGUCUAGUUUCUCAAGUAAUUCCUAAUCUCGUGACUACUGAGUAUAAUGCUAUGUUAACAGCCAUUCCCACAUCUGAGGAAAUAUUUCAGACUAUGUGUUCUAUGGAUCAUAAUAGUUCUCAUGGUCUAUAUGGUUUUGGUGGAAUUUUUUUUAUGAAGUGUUGGUCAGUUGUUGGUGCAGAGGUAGUCCAAGUUGUUCAGAGUUUUUUCAAUACUAGAUACAUUCUCCCCCACUUCAAUUCCAAUUUAAUGAUAUUGAUUCCUAAAGUCCUUGGAGCAGACACUGUAACGCAGUUGCGUCCUAUUGCUAUGGCGAAUUUUAUUUUCAAGCUUAUCACAAAGAUUUUAACUGACCGUUUGGGAAGUAUUGCAGACCCCAUUAUAUUGACUUCAGAAUGCAUUAACCUCCUGCAUCGUAAUUAUAAGGGCGAUAACAUUGCAAUUAAGUUUGAUGUGCAAAAGGCAUUUGACACGCUUGAUUGGGAUCCUUUUUGUGACUGGAUUAAAGCAAUUUUGGAGUCUGAACACUUAUCAAUUUUAGUUAAUGGUGAGAUGAAAGGGUUUUUUCCUUGUUCUCGUGGUGUUCGUCAAGGAGAUCCUUUGUCACCUAUUCUCUUUUGUCUUGCGGAAGAGGUUUUAAGUAUAGGUCUCAUUAAGCUGGCUGAGGAUGGAUUUAUUGAUUUACUGUCAGCUCCUCUUGGUAUUACUCCACCCUCGCAUGUUCUAUUUGCAGAUGACAUUAUGCUGGUGUUUCUUGAGAAAUAUGCUCACCGUAGACGCUUUGUUAUCCGGAAAAUUUUGGGUGUCAAGCAGGGGUCACUUCCAUUCACAUACCUUGGGGUUUCGAUUUUCCAGAGACGUCCUAAGAGGGUGUAUUUCCAGGACAUUGCAAAUAGAGUGAGAUGCAAGUUGUCAUCUUGGAAAGGUUAUCUGUUGUCGCAAGCGGGUAGGCUACAACUUAUUCAAUCAGUGAUUAAACGCAUUUUAGUUUAUAGUUUUCAGAUAUAUGAGGGGCCGGCUGGUUUAUUUCAUGACCUUCAAUCUUGUGUUGGUGAUGGUAAGAGGAUAUCUUUUUGGAAAGAUAAUUGGUUGGGUGAGCCUCUUACUACUAGUGUUGGAAUAAGUGGCUAUAUUUCACUUCAUGCUAAGGUGAAUGAUGUUAUUGUUGAUUCUUAUUGGGUUCUCCCAGCAGAUUUUAUUUUUUCAUUCCCUCAAGCAACAGAAAAAAUUGAGCGCAUUGCUCUGCCUGAUGCAGACACAUCUGACUUUCUUUUAUGGCCGCACUCCUCAUCAAGAAUUCUGACAGCAAAAGAAGCUUUUGUUUUCUUCUCAAAUCAUGGUGAGCAUAAAGACUGGGAUAAAGUGAUAUGGAGUAAAGCAAUUCAACCCCGCAAAACUCUUAUUGUUUGA